ACUAGACAAGAAAUUUCACCAUGACAUUGCAAGAGAAAACUGUUGUGUCCAAACUGAAGUCACUGAGUCAGAGUCAUCCACAAAUGGAGGCCAUAGUUUUCUAUGACGAGUUUUUAGUGAGAACUUCACUAAGUAUGGAGGAAUUGUACACUCUGAGUGCCAGAUUUGCUCAUGUGCUCAAGAAAGAAGGUGUGAUGCCAGGAGACUAUGUCACUUGUAAUCUCCCUUUGUCUCCGGAAGCGGUUAUUGUCAAUUAUGGAGUCUGUUUCGCCGGCGCUGUUCCAUUGCACCUGGAGAUGUCAUUUAAAAAUGGAGACGCAGUCACGCACUCAAUUGCAAAGGUCAAGUCCAGACUGCUCAUUCUAAAAGAUCACUCAGACAAUCACUUACUGAACCUCUUGAGGCCCUACAUGAACACGUCACGUGAUACCUCCUCCUUUAUGGCAACUCUAUGCUGGGUUACUUUGCCCUAUUUGAAAUCGGUCAUGUUGGUCCGUCGAUCGGAAGACAGAGACCAGAGUUUUAUGGAGCGACUCAAACGUUCGGAUGAAGAGUAUGUCUGGGAGGGUAUAAGGCCGGACACUAUUGCUUUUACUCACAUCACCACUGGAUCGCCAACUGAGUACCUAAAGAUGACCGACAGAACACAUGCGAGUGUCUUGGACACCAUUAAACAAUUUCACGAUGCACUUCGGCCAUCUUACCCUAAGCACCUGUACACUAACCCAUUGUUCUGGAUGUCCAGCCUGCCUCGUGACUACUUCAAUGGGAUAACCCGUGUGUCGCCGGAUAAGUGGUAUCCAAUCAAAGAUUAUUGCGAACUUCUGUACAAGGUCAUUGUCACGGAAGAUGUGCAGUAUGCUGAUCUACAACCUGUCCAUGCUGCUGGCAUUAUAGAGAAAAUUGGCAAACAAGGUCCUUUACUUGACCACCUGUUUAUUGUUGGAAUGCCAGUGAGUAAAGCCAUGCUUCAAACAGUAAAGCCUCUAGCCAAUUGGUUCACUCUGGGCUACGGCAGCCACGAGACUGGAGGCACGAGCUUUAACAUCCUACAUACAGACGACAUUGAACAGUUUCAGGAUUUUGAUAACGGAUUGCCAGCACCAGGGGUACAGAUUAGAAUUGUGGAUGAAAAUUGGACGGACGUCUGUGCAGGGUCCAAAGGGAGAGUACUCAUUAAAACGCCGGCAAUGUUCAGCGGUUAUAGCAUGGAACCAGAGAAAACGGCCCAGCGUUUUGACAGUGACCAUUGGUUUAUAACUAAUGACAUUGGCCGACUAGAUGAAAGAACUGGACAUCUCUUUGUGGGAGGAAGAAUGGACUCUAUCAUUCUACAUGGUGAGUACAUGAUCUAUCCCUUCUGGUUGGAGGAAAUGCUUAGUACUCACCCAGACAUUAAGGAGGUGGUCAUCGUUCCCGUGUCAGAUCCUGUACUCUUCCAUGCCAUUGGUGCUAUUGUUAUAAACUGCCUAGUCGCCAUAUUCAUGUUUUAUUCUUAUGUGACAAUUUGAAAAGUAUGAGGAAGCAUGGAAACAGCCAUGGGAAAUGUUUCCUACGUUGCUACAAAAGUGUUGAGUCAGUUUGUGGAAAAAAAAAAGAGCUACAACAUUAUUUCGAAGGCUGAGAGCUUGUUUCUGUUUCACCAAAUCAAGAAUUCUAAGGCAGUUUUUGGCAAGAUCAGAAAAAGAUUUUUUUCUUCUGCAUCAGGUUUAUAUUUAACAAGCUGGAAAAUCUUGUUUUACAAAGAUACGUUGUCGAAAAUUGAACUCAUUUAAGAUGUACAAAGAUAUUAACCAGGGGGGUAUUUCCAGUAGUUCAUUUUCUUAUUCAAAACAAAGAAAAGAAAUCGUUUUAAAACUUUGCCUCAAGACAACUGUGACACUUAAGUGUGAAAUAGCGAACAUUUUUGGACGCAUCAACUCAUUAACAGUCUUAGAAAUUUGGCAACUGUUGAAAACAUUCGAUUCAACUAAAUUGAAAGCACUAACAUCGAUUUUUUUGUUGUUAAUAAAUUACUGUU
Molecule: messenger RNA, 2020 nt
Organism: Biomphalaria glabrata
Lineage: Eukaryota; Metazoa; Mollusca; Gastropoda; Planorbidae
Exons: 10
Coding region: 21-1511 (496 amino acids)
Biological process (GO): fatty acid metabolic process
Molecular function (GO): medium-chain fatty acid-CoA ligase activity
Source: RefSeq, a predicted model, not a curated record